AAAAACUUCCCCUAAGUACAAAACUGUUCAUCUUGUGUCUCAAACAAGAGAAAACAAAAACCUUAUUAUAUGAUUCACUUGCCUGUUCCUUUAUUGGGAAAUCCCAACUGCUCUUCAGGACUCAUCACUUCUUAUAUCUUAAUGAGAGCUAAGAUUUUCCUUUUCUGUUAUUUUUUAGACCUGGUCCCUUCAAUUAUGAGCAACUUGUUGAAUCCAGAUGCAAUUUUCUCCAACAAUGAAAUGAGCCUGUCAGACAUUGAAAUCUAUGGCUUCGAUUAUGACUAUACCCUCGUCUUUUAUUCUAAGCACCUCCAUACCCUCAUCUUCAAUGCUGCUCGGGACCUCCUCAUCAAUGAGCAUCGGUAUCCUGCAGAGAUAAGGAAUUAUGAAUAUGAUCCAAAUUUUGCCAUUCGUGGUCUUCAUUAUGACGUGCAUCGGGCCAUAUUGAUGAAGAUUGAUGCUUUUCAUUAUAUCCAGCUGGGAACUGUGUACAGAGGGCUCACUGUCGUCCCAGAUGAGGAAGUCAUCGAGAUGUACGAAGGCUCCCAUGUUCCCCUGGAACAAAUGAGUGACUUCUAUGGGAAGAGCUCUCAUGGAAACACGAUGAAGCAGUUCAUGGACAUCUUUUCCUUACCAGAGAUGACUCUCCUCUCUUGCGUCAAUGAGUAUUUUCUGAAGAACAACCUUGAUUACGAGCCUGUGCAUCUCUACAAGGAUGUCAAGGAUUCAAUCAGAGACGUCCACAUCAAAGGGAUUAUGUACAGAGCAAUUGAAGCGGAUAUUGAGAAGUAUAUCUGCUAUGCUGAGCAGACCCGUGCAGUGCUGGCCAAGUUGGCGAAUCAUGGCAAGAAGAUGUUCCUUAUCACCAACAGCCCCAGCAGCUUUGUGGACAAAGGGAUGCGGUACAUCGUUGGGAAGGACUGGCGGGAUCUCUUUGACGUGGUCAUCGUUCAGGCUGAGAAGCCCAACUUCUUCAAUGACCGGCGGAGACCAUUUCGGAAGGUGACCGAGAGAGGUGUACUUCUUUGGGAUAAAAUCCAUAAGCUGGAAAAAGGCCAGAUUUACAAACAGGGUAAUUUAUAUGAAUUUUUGAAGCUUACAGGAUGGAGGGGGUCCAAAGUGUUGUAUUUCGGAGAUCACAUAUACAGCGAUCUGGCUGAUUUGACCUUAAAACAUGGCUGGCGGACGGGGGCCAUUAUUCCCGAGCUGAGAUCAGAGAUCAAGAUCAUGAACACGGAGCAGUACAUUCAAACCAUGACCUGGCUGCAGACCCUGACUGGAUUACUGGAACAGAUGCAGAUUCACAGAGAUGACACAUCACAGAUGAUUUUGCAAGAGUGGAAAAAGGAAAGAAAGGAGAUGAGAGAAAUGACCAAAAAUUUCUUCAACUCCCAGUUUGGAAGCCUGUUUCGCACAGACCAGAAUCCCACAUACUUCCUGAGGCGCUUGUCUCGAUUUGCUGAUAUCUACAUGGCGUCUCUGAGCUGCCUCCUGAGUUAUGAUCUCAGUCACACAUUCUAUCCCAGGAGGACUCCCUUGCAGCAUGAACUUCCAGCCUGGUCUGAGAGACCUCCAGCAGGAAACUUCAGGAUCCCCUUUAUACAGGGGGUGGCCCAGGCCAAGUAACCAAAUAAACCACUCAAAGUGGGCAGACACGGAGGCAUUAAUACCAAUGAGAGUAUAAACUUUGCUUUUUAAGCAAGUAUGAAUAUUGUAUUUUGCUAUUUAUAUAAUUUUGUCUGGUAAGUAAAAUACCUUGUUUUGAUAGAA
This is a messenger RNA of Antechinus flavipes (yellow-footed antechinus), 1770 nucleotides long. RefSeq names its product 5'-nucleotidase domain containing 3 (gene NT5DC3). The transcript has 13 exons. The coding region runs from base 70 to 1626 and encodes 518 amino acids. The record is from RefSeq and is a predicted model, not a curated record. Gene Ontology annotation, molecular function: 5'-nucleotidase activity. Lineage: Eukaryota; Metazoa; Chordata; Mammalia; Dasyuromorphia; Dasyuridae.